Lolium rigidum is the source of this 1338-nucleotide messenger RNA. Its product is annotated as amino acid transporter AVT6A-like. Lineage: Eukaryota; Viridiplantae; Streptophyta; Magnoliopsida; Poales; Poaceae. Gene Ontology annotation, biological process: amino acid transmembrane transport. The transcript has 5 exons. The coding region runs from base 1 to 1338 and encodes 445 amino acids. The record is from RefSeq and is a predicted model, not a curated record. Gene Ontology annotation, molecular function: amino acid transmembrane transporter activity.
AUGGUGAUGCCGAUGGCGAGCGCCGGUGAAGACACGGAAGCGAGGAGGCCGCUCCUCACCAGGAAGCGUGAUGACGACGUGGACCUGGGCGACGGCGACGCGUCCUUCGCGGGCGCGGUGUUCAACCUGUCCACCACCAUCGUGGGCGCGGGCAUCAUGGCGCUCCCGGCCACCAUGAAUGUGCUGGGCCUCGUCCCGGGCCUGACGCUGGUCGUGCUCGCCGCCGUGCUCACGGACUCCUCCAUCGAGCUCCUCAUGCGGUUCAGCAACGCCGUGGGCGCCGCGUCCUACGGCGAGGCAAUGGGCGACGCCUUCGGGGCGCUCGGCAGGGGCUUCCUCCAGUUGUGUGUCGUCGUCAACAACGUCGGCGUCAUGGUCGUCUACAUGAUCAUCAUUGGCGAUGUGCUGUCGGGAACUUCUCCUUCUUCGAGCGGCGUCCACCAUCACGGUGUGUUCGAAGGGUGGUUCGGGCACAACCGCUGGAACGGUCGCUUCGCCAUCCUCGCCAUCACCACCCUCGGCGUCUUCACGCCGCUCACAUGUUUCAAGCGCGUCGAUUCACUGAAGUACACUUCGGCCGUGUCGGUCGCGCUGGCCGUGGUGUUCGUCGUGAUCACCGCCGGAAUCGCCGUCAUCAAGCUGACGAGAGGGCAGAUCCCCAUGCCCAAGCUGUUCCCCGACGUCCACGAUUGGGAGUCCAUCUUCAGGAUCUUCACGGCCGCUCCAGUUCUUGUCACCGCCUACAUUUGCCACUACAACGUGCACCCAAUUCACAACGAGCUCAAGGACCCAGCCCAGAUCAAGCCGAUCGUGCGGGCGUCGCUGGUGCUGUGCUCCGUCGUGUACGUCACGACCAGCUUCUUCGGCUUCAUGCUCUUCGGCGAGGACACGCUGGACGACGUGCUCGCCAACUUCGACUCCGACCUCGGCAUCCCCUACGGCUCCGUCUUCAACGACGCCGUCAGGGUCAGCUACGCGCUCCACCUCAUGCUCGUCUUCCCCAUCGUCUUCCACGCGCUCCGCCUAAACAUGGACGGCCUCCUCUUCCCCUCGGCGCGGCCGCUCGCGUGCGACAACCGGAGGUUCGCCGCGCUCACGGCGUCGCUCCUCGCCGUCAUCUUCCUCGCCGCCAACUUCAUCCCCAAUAUCUGGUUAGCCUUCCAGUUCACCGGGGCCACCGCCGCCGUCUCCAUUGCGUACAUCUUCCCGGCCGCCAUGGUGCUCAGGGAUCGUCACGGCAUAGCGAAGAAGAGGGACAAGUUGCUGGCGGUGUUCAUGAUUGUUAUCGCGGCGGUGUCCAACGGAGUGGCCGUGUAUAGUGACGCUUGCUCCUUGUGA